AUGGAUGACCAAUUUGGCGGACGAACCGACGAUGAUCUGUUCUACGAUGACUUUGAACCCGUCGAAAGCGAGACUGUCAUCGUCUCUGAGCAACCACCAAUAACGCCCGCGCCUACGAGAUCGCCGGCGCCUGUUCCUGUCUCCCAGCCACAAAAGAGCCCUUCAAAACCAGUCCAAGGUCUCUCGUCUUCACGAUUCGCCGACAGUCCAGAGCCUCCCGAGCAGACGACACCUCCAGCCGAUGCGUCAGCUGAACCCGCAGAUGCUGCCUCACUCGCUGCGAGCGGGCCGCCCUCAGACGCGCCAACCGGCCCCAAGAAACGCCAGAAAGGGAACGGCAGAAAUCACAAGAACCAUCAACCCCGCGCGGGGUCUGGCGCCAAUCCUCGGCAAAAGCUCACGGAAGAUGAGCUUUCGGCCAAGAUGCAGCAUAUGAAGCUACUCAACGCAGAGAAGGAACGCAAGUUCGAACGAGCUUCUCAAGACGAGAAGCAGCAUGCUGAGGCCUAUGCUAAAGGUAUGGAAGAGGCACGCAAGAGGCGCAAGGAGGCCGAGGAGCGGAGAAAGCGAACCGAAGAGACCCAACGAAAGCUAAAUGAUGAGCGUGAGAAGAAUAGAGAGCGGAAGCUCAAAGCUAUGGGCACAAAAGAAGGAGGGUCCUGGGAUGAGGGCAAAGUCGAACAGCUCGAGGAAGAACGUCGCAGGGGUUUCAAAGGAGCAAACGGUGGGGGGGACCUCGGCGAUUGGGCCGAACAUGUUGAAGAGGAGCUCCCGCUGGCUUCCGGUGCACCCAAGGUUCAAGAGGAUCCCGGGUUGCCUUCAAGCACAUCCAAGACGGAAGAUGACCUCCGAUUGCCAUCUAGCACGCCCCAGGUUGAAGGUGACACUGGAUUGCCAUUCAGCGCACCCAGAGUAACCGGCAGAGCUCCAAAGGCUGAACCGUCCAAAGAGGUCCAGCAAAAGGCCGGUGGCACAUGGUUCUCACAUUUGGCGAUGGAGGGCGACGAAGACGAUAAAGACACAAGCAUCGCAAACUCGGGUGAAGGCUUGGAGGACUAUGGAGAAGACUCCGAAGUCUCUGAUAGAGGCUCCGAGGACGAGACAGCAACUCGCGAAGAGAGCGACUACCAUGCCGAUGAUGAGGCCGAAACAUCUGACUUCGAGGUCACCAAGGCCAAGUUCAUUGCUACCCAAUUCCUUCAAGGCAAGGCGAUCGCGGUACGAAAAGCCCAUGCCACCAAAACGCUGGGUGUUGCGUUGGUGGAGAUGCCAGGUGACCGAAUGACCGAGAGCUGGCUGCAGCACGUGCAAGCCAGAUCCAAGGACGUCAGAUGCACCAUUCUUGUUCGCGGUCGCAGGAUCCAUUCCCGUCUUGUCUGGGCAUGA
Molecule: messenger RNA, 1386 nt
Organism: Emericellopsis cladophorae
Lineage: Eukaryota; Fungi; Ascomycota; Sordariomycetes; Hypocreales; Bionectriaceae
Exons: 2
Coding region: 1-1386 (461 amino acids)
Source: RefSeq, a predicted model, not a curated record